Messenger RNA from Penicillium brasilianum, 1157 nucleotides. The record is from the annotation of a GenBank genome assembly. NCBI's taxonomy places the organism in Eukaryota, Fungi, Ascomycota, Eurotiomycetes, Eurotiales, Aspergillaceae.
CAUUUCAAAAUACAUUUUACACAAGUCUAUUGUUUAUUUCUUAAUCACCAUGGCGAUUAAAUCCUCCAUCCUUGCCUCUUUGGCUCUUUUUGGUUCGACCUUGGCGCAGAGCGUUGAUGGCUCUCAAUACAAUAACCCAACUGCUGGCCCUCCUGCUAGCUACUUUGCAGCAGCUUCUACCGUUCCCGUUGCGGCGUUGCAAAGCGCUGCUGCAAAGGCUAGCACUGCGGCCAAGGAUGCAACAUACCCUAUCAAUGGCGACAGCGGAGCUCACAAGUCGACUAUCCACAGUGACUGGACCAACUUCAGCGAGGGCGCUGCUUUCGUUUGGGUUGCAGACAUGGAUGUAGACUGCGACGGUCUUGACUACAAGUGCAAGGGCAACCCAGACGGCCAGCCUAACACCAACUUUGGUGCUUUGGCAGCUUAUGAGGUGCCGUUCUUCGUGAUCCCCGACAAGUUCGGCACGACCUAUCAGAACGUCCUCCCUGGAAAUAACAUUGGUGCAGUUAUUUGCAACGGCAAGAUGUUCUACGGUAUCUAUGGUGAUUCCGACGGUGAUACCCCCCAGGUCAUCGGCGAAGCUUCAUGGCUCAUGGCUCGCACCUGCUUCCCCAACGAUGACCUGAAUGGUAACAGCGGCCACGGUGCUGUCGAUGUCACCUACAUCCUUUUCACGGGCAACGACGCCGUGCUCCCCAGCAGCGCCCUCAGCAAAAACUACGUUACCAACUUCAGCACCCUCCGCUCAAUGGGAGACAAGCUUAUCACCGCUCUGGCCAAGAACCUCAAGCUUGUUUCCGGAGGUGGCCCGUCUACCACUACUUUGACCACCAAGGUCUCUACUACUACUAGCACCGGCACUGCAUCGACCAGCACUUCGUGCUCAUGGGCUGGUCACUGUAUUGGAAGCUCUUGCUCUUCCAAUGAUGAUUGCUCUGACGUGCUAGUUUGUAAGAGCGGAAAGUGUGCUUCGUGAGGAUCUUUCUUGCUCUCUUCAGGCAAUGAUUGCUCGGAUGAGUUGGUCUGCAGUAGUGGGCAAGUGUGCUAGUGCUUGAAUGGUUCGUGUUUGAUCUUCCGGAUGUAUAUACUGGGAUACAUAGUAUGAGGAUAACUUGAGAGUACAGAUGUGAAUAUUGAAUACAUGAAGGAGAUCU